Messenger RNA from Syngnathoides biaculeatus (alligator pipefish), 1720 nucleotides. RefSeq names its product C-type lectin domain family 7 member A-like. The transcript is spliced from 9 exons. Bases 198 to 1118 code for a protein of 306 amino acids. The record is from RefSeq and is a predicted model, not a curated record. NCBI's taxonomy places the organism in Eukaryota, Metazoa, Chordata, Actinopteri, Syngnathiformes, Syngnathidae.
UGGAUUCACCUUUAUACAGCGCAGCAAAAAUUUAGAGGGAGGCCAAAUACAAAAGGGGAAGUAUUCAUUCUUCAAGAAGCAGCUGAAGACUGGCCACGUCUGGGAGCAGAACCUUAUUUUGUCUCCCUCACCCGAUUGCACAUUUUCAAUCAAAUUCAAGGAAAGUGAGCUAACCAAAGAAGAAAGGAAUCACAGAGAUGCAGGAAGGCGCUGCCAAGAAAAACUCUCGAGAGGAUAAGGGAGCAAAGGAACCUAUGCUGGAAAUGAAAGGGGACGGGAACAUAUAUACACUUGCCGGUAGCCUACCUUCAGCAGAGGAAGGAGAACAAAGCGACUAUAUGGGAUUGCAAAGCCCGUCGGAAGACAUCUAUUUGAGUGUUUUGGAACCACCCAAACAGACAGCUAAACAGGCCCAAGAUGCUGUGAGGCUUUACCGUGUUGCCUGCUUGAUCCUGAGCGUCCUCUGCUUGGUGCUGCUGCUGGUUGUCAUCGUCCUCACGAUGAAAAUGAAAACUGGAUCCGAGACCUACCCGGUGACCUCAGUGAGUUGGGCUCCGCCAAAGUGCAACAUGGAACAGUGCAGGGCUUUCAUUCUCCAAGAUCGAGACCCAUUGACAACUGGAUCCGAGGCCUACCCGGUGACACCAGUGAGUUGGGCUCCGCCAACAUGUAACAUGGAGCAGUGCAGGGCUUUCAUUCAGCGAGACCAAUGCCCCCCGGGGUGGCUGAGACUGGACCAGUCCUGUUUCGUCUUUUCCACGUCCAGGCUGAGCUGGGAGGAGAGCCAGACGAACUGUUCGGGGUUAGGAGGAUCUCUGGCCGUGGUCAGCAGCCCCAAAGUGCAGACCUUCCUGACUAAAAAUGGAAACAGCCUACUAUAUUGGAUCGGUUUGAGCAAGGGCAGAGGGGAUCAGUGGACCUGGGUGGACAACACCACCCAGGUACUGAGUUAUUGGGGACCACACCUAAUAAGAGGGAACUGCGCGUUACUUAACAACAGACUUCAUCCUGAGAGCAACUGGGUGAUGGCUGCCUGCAGCUCAUACUCGUACUACAUCUGUCAGAUGAACCUCUGUUUCGCACCUCACCAGGAAGCCUCCUCUCGUGCAUCCACUUGAGGAAACCUAAACGAGAGACGGCCUACAAGUUGACAUACAGUACAUGCCACUGCAUACUUUCUCUGUUGCAACUAUUUCUUAUAUAUCAUACGCUAACCACAAUUAUUACACCGGAUGUCACUAUGUUUUAAUGUGCACUCUUAUUUAGAGUGGGCUCUCAACAUUUUAUAAAGGUUUGAGGAAUUUGAAAUCCAAUUCACCUUUUCAAAUCGCAAAAUUAUCCAUAAAACAAUUCCACCCUAAACCAUGAAAACUUGUUUGUUGUGAAAUAAUCAUGUGCUUCUUUUCAUUUUUGGAUUUAUUUUCUUCAUUGUAAAACAGAAAAAGGUGAACUUAACACACUGACAACAGUGACAUUUUGGCCUUAAAAAUAUCAUUUUGAUUAAAAAGCUUGGACAUUAGCAACGCUGUUCUUGUGGGAUAAACCUUACAUUGGGUGAUGAGCUAACAGAUUUUUUAAGCACUUUCUACAUUUCACAGUUCCACGGUAUUAUCUUCACCUGCAUGUAAAUAAAUAAAGAGAUUUAGUUUUAUUUUUCUCCACACCAAUACCAAACCAGUUUGCCAAAUUGAUAAAACAAAAUUAAAAGUUUGGUGUUUGA